AUGAAACUGUCUAAUUACUUGUUUUAUGAUAAUAUGAUGUUAUGUGGAGAUUUUGUUAAUUUUAAAGGAUCUGUCAAAUUUAUUGAUAGUUGUGAUGUUGAAUUGAGGAGUUUAAUUAAGAAUCUUAAAGAUAAUUUUGUUGUUCUUUGUUACUUCAACUCAGUAGUUCAACAAAUCCAGCCACUAACUAACAAUAGGGUGAUAACCAUUGAUAAGUUUCAAGGAAGUGAAUUUGAUAAUGUCAUAGUUAUUUUUGAUCCUGUUGUGGGUAAUAACUGUCAAAAAUGUCCAAAAAGAUUGAAUGUUGCUUUAACAAGAGCUAGAAAAACUUGUAUUUUGUAUGGAAAUUAUCAGAAAAUGAUUAAUGUUGAUAUUUUUAAACAAUUAUUAGAUCUUAUCAAUAAAUAA
Molecule: messenger RNA, 408 nt
Organism: Hepatospora eriocheir
Lineage: Eukaryota; Fungi; Microsporidia; Hepatosporidae
Source: the annotation of a GenBank genome assembly